AUGUCCGGGCCAUACCUUCACGGGCACCACGCCUCGGUCCUUCGCUCUCACAGCUGGCGCACCGUCGAGAACUCCGCGCCUCACCUCAUUCCCUACCUCAGACCCAAUCUAAAAGUCCUCGAUGUGGGUUGUGGUCCCGGCACCAUCACAGUCGAUCUCGCGUCUCGCCUGCCGCAGGGCUUCGUGUACGCGAUCGACCCCUCCGCCGAUGUGAUUGAGAAAGCAAGACAACAUGCUGAGGAGAAGGGCGUCACAAACGUACGCUUUGAGGUCGGCGACAUCCACAACUGGCAGGGUCUUGAUGGUGUUGAAGAAGCCAGCUUCGACGUGGUCCACGCACAUCAGGUACUGCAACAUCUGCAGGAUCCUUUAGGUUGCAUGAAGGAAAUGGUGCGCCUCACAAAGAAAGGUGGUAUUGUUGCAGUGCGUGACUGUGACUACGGCGCUAUGGACUGGUACCCCGAGCACCCAGGCAUGCAGAAGUGGAAAGACCUAUACAUCAGGGUAGCAAAGGGGCUGAAGGCGUAUCCCAACAUGGGCAAGAUGCUGCAUUCUAUUGCACUGCAGGCUGGGAUACCUAGACAGGAUAUCGAGGCGAGUAUUGGGUCUUGGUGCUUCUCUACGCCCGAGGAACGAGCCUGGUGGUGCGGCCUUUGGGCGGACAGGACGAUUAAGAGCGACUACAAGCAACGAGUGCUGGACGGCAACCACGGUACGGAGGCUGAGCUCGAGGAAAUUGCAGCGACAUUCCGAGAGAUGGAGAAGAAGGAAGACGGCUGGUUUGCAGUCAUCAACGGCCAAGUAAUCUGUCACAUCAGGUAA
Didymella exigua CBS 183.55 is the source of this 822-nucleotide messenger RNA. RefSeq names its product methyltransferase UbiE. Bases 1 to 822 code for a protein of 273 amino acids. The transcript is spliced from 2 exons. The record is from RefSeq and is a predicted model, not a curated record. Lineage: Eukaryota; Fungi; Ascomycota; Dothideomycetes; Pleosporales; Didymellaceae.